This is a messenger RNA of Vitis riparia (riverbank grape), 725 nucleotides long. RefSeq names its product transcription initiation factor TFIID subunit 13. NCBI's taxonomy places the organism in Eukaryota, Viridiplantae, Streptophyta, Magnoliopsida, Vitales, Vitaceae. Gene Ontology annotation, molecular function: protein heterodimerization activity. The transcript is spliced from 5 exons. The record is from RefSeq and is a predicted model, not a curated record. Bases 121 to 507 code for a protein of 128 amino acids. Gene Ontology annotation, biological process: transcription by RNA polymerase II.
AAUGUGAACUCUUAUUUUUAUGUAACAAAUAGAUAAAUCUUUGGGAACUUAUCUUUUAUUUAAUUUGCAAUUGACUAGUUCUUGUCAUAGAUCAGAAGGGGAAGUUAUUGUGAAUAGAAGAUGAACAGCUCUUCUGCAGGACCCUCCUCAAAACCUAGAGCUGGGUCAUCUCAACCAUCAGAUUCUUCUUUUAAACGCAAGAGAGGAGUCUUUCAAAAAGACUUACAACAUAUGAUGUAUGGUUUUGGAGAUGAUGCCAAUCCACUUCCAGAAACUGUGGCACUGUUGGAGGACAUUGUUGUGGAGUAUGUUACGGAUUUGGUGCAUAAGGCCCAGGAGACUGCAUCAAAGAGGGGAAAGCUCUUAACUGAGGACUUCUUAUUUUUAAUGAGAAAGGACUUGCCAAAACUCAAUCGAUGUACAGAGCUGUUGUCUAUGAAUGAGGAGUUGAAACAAGCUAGGAAGGCUUUCGACGUAGAUGAAGAGAAGUUGGCAACAAUGGAGUAGAAUCGGAGAAGAUUAAGAACAGACAUUUUAUUUUGGCCUUGAAAUCCUGUGGUUUGAUGUCUGAGACAUACAUAUUCCAAACCAGUGGCUGUAAAAUUCCUUUUAAUAUUGUAAAAGCCAUUUUUAAAGAGAGACCCGCGCCUAUCUGAAAAGAAUUAAGAUUUGCAUGAACUUCCUCAAAUCCAGCAGGAAUAAAAUAAGGUGUAACUACCACUGGA